Daphnia pulex (common water flea) is the source of this 2104-nucleotide messenger RNA. RefSeq lists its product as uncharacterized. The record is from RefSeq and is a predicted model, not a curated record. Bases 162 to 1640 code for a protein of 492 amino acids. Lineage: Eukaryota; Metazoa; Arthropoda; Branchiopoda; Diplostraca; Daphniidae. The transcript has 2 exons.
CGAAAUGCAUUUCGCCUAGACCCUAAGGGUGUAGACCUACAUUUAUUCAGCUUUUUAAAGAACAAAAAGAGGGGGGUGUGCUGCCCUUUCCUCUUACCUGCACACGCCCUUUGCCAUUCAGACUUAUUUCAGCUCGCGUACAGUGCAGUCAGAAUUUCAGAAUGGCAGGCCCUAGUGAUUUUUAUGGUUGGCAUAGGCACCAGAGAAUGGACCCACGGGCCGUAGGUUUUCGUACUGAACAAGAAGCUAGAGAUUGGGCAAAUCGUUCUCGUGAUUGGAAUGGUCAGCCACGCGACCGUUUUGUUCACUUUGAUUAUCCAGAUAGAGAAAGGUCUCCUCUUCGAAACUAUCGAGAGUGGGCUCCCUCCUUUGACGCUCAACCGCCAUUGUUUAAUAUUCCACCCGUGAUUCCACCACCGGCUUUUGACGUUCCUCCGCGUGAUCAGUUUUUUCACGGAGACCGGUUUUAUCAAAAUGAUGUGGGGGAUCGACCAAGGGGGCGUGCGAAGGAACGGGGGAAUGGCGCCGAGUUUCCGUUAGAUGAUAGGAUCGAAGAAGAAGCCUACGUUCGUUUUAGCAAGCUAAGAGACUUGGAAGAAAGAGAGAAGCGGGAGAGCAGACAGGAGGAAGACGAAGAAGAUGGCGAGUAUCUUGAAGUAGAGGACGAAGAGGAAGAAGAGUUAGACGAGGGGGGUCCAAAGCUAGUGGACCGUCCAUGGCUACCAAAGGAGCGUACUCCCCAAGCCCCUGCCGCCGGAUCUAAGUCGAAAGGGAAGGCUCUAAAACCAACGCGCGCGGCAGCCGCGGCAGCCACGGCAGGCUCAUCCAAAGCAGCCAGUGAAUCAGGGGAAGUGACGGCGUUCAUCCCAACAGCGAUUUCAGACGAGAUUAGGGUUUGGCUAACGACUGGCCUGUCAACCGACGAUUCAAAAGCAAUCUCAAAGAAAUUUGAGCUCGAGUUUGAGGACCCGACUUUCUCGAUUAAACCGCCUAAGCUCGACGGCUUUAUGUUGAGGCAUGCUAAAGACAAAGAUCGAUUGAAAGGGGUUAAUGCUUCGGAGGAAGCGCUUAUACAGACUCAGCUUAAAAUAAUGGACGUUGCCCCACCUCUGUUUGAUUUAUACGCUAAAGUGUGUGCUCUUGGAGAGGGAGAAACGGUGACGCAAGCCAAGAAUACGGUGCGGGCCGUUUUACAACAGUGGGGUAGAGCGUACUACCACAUCACCCAAAGAAGAAGGCGAGCGGUUGUGACAUUGGUGGAACCGACAUAUGACUUCAUAUUGUCAAACCCUGACGCUUUCGCACCGGGAAAGGAGGCAACUGAGCUCCUUUUCACGGACAAAUUCUUAGAGACGAUGCUCAAGGAGGCGUCUCAAGACGCCACACUGGCAAGCUCAUCGGCGGCUCGAGCGAGGGCUAAGGCAGGUGGAAGAAAGGUAGCAGUGAACCCAGGCCCAUCUCAACGGGUGUUGCGCCCAAGGAGAGAAGCAGCGGCCCAAUUUCCCGUUGAAGGGAGGCAGAGUGGUGGGGUCGGAAGAGGACGACCGCCGGGUGCAACUGCUUGGACUCGAGGAGGUGAAAGAAAUCAAACCUUUCGUGGCCGGAAAGCUGGAGGUUAUUCUAGAAGCAAGAAUAACUAGACUGGCGAGAAAGUAAGAAGGCCCCAUUACGUGUUCAAGUUACGGCAGUUGGCAGAGCUGUCCAGAAGAAGAAGCGCACUAUUUUUUGCUGCAACCAUUAUGUUCAUGUUUCUGUGUUUCAUGAUAUGUUACCUUGGGAUAGAGUUUUUUUACCCUGAAGUCCUCAGGUUUUUUCUCGUAUCCCCCUCAAACUGUUAUUUGGAAGUUAUGUGUGAAAUUCUCUCUGAUUAUGUUUGAUAACAUGUAAUUGUGUUUGGUUAAAACCCUGUACACGGAUCUGUAGCUAUAAGUCUGAAUGGCAAAGGGCGUGUGCAGGUAAGAGGAAAGGGCAGCACACCCCCCUCUUUUUGUUCUUUAAAAAGCUGAAUAAAUGUAGGUCUACACCCUUAGGGUCGUCGUCUACAUUUAUUUCUUAUACAAUUUCAAUUACCCUUCAGGAUCGUAGAACGAUCCCUCGGGUAAUU